Molecule: messenger RNA, 336 nt
Organism: Racocetra fulgida
Lineage: Eukaryota; Fungi; Glomeromycota; Glomeromycetes; Diversisporales; Gigasporaceae
Source: the annotation of a GenBank genome assembly
AUGAAAUUCAAUCUCUCAAAAAAAGAACUGAAACAGCUUGAAAAUGCUUCAGAAAAAAAAAAAGUGGAGUUGAGAUUGGAAAUAUUAUUCCUUAAAAAAGCUUAUAUCAACUCUCUAAGUUUAUAUAAUUCAAAAGAAAAAAAUAUAGAUAUAGCAAAUCUUGACCUUUUUAUACAAAUUAAUCGAGGUUUAAAUUGCAUUGAGAAUCAUAUUAGAGGAGCUGAAAUACUAUUAAAUAAUCCUAUUAAUAUUAUAAAUGGUAUUAGAGGUUUCUUAAAUGAUAUCCAUCUUAAUUACCAAAAUGCAUUUCAGGAUAUAGAUGGUGUUAUCACUUAA